Messenger RNA from Diversispora eburnea, 645 nucleotides. The record is from the annotation of a GenBank genome assembly. Lineage: Eukaryota; Fungi; Glomeromycota; Glomeromycetes; Diversisporales; Diversisporaceae.
AUGAAGAAUAAUUCGACACGUAAUUUUUCCACCAAAUCCUUCUCUUCCUCUUCCUCCUCUUCCCCCCGGUGGUCAGAAGAAUUAAUACAAUAUUGUGAACACCCGGAAACAUUUAGUGCAAAUGAAGUAUAUCAUUUUGAUAAUGAAUUUGUUAUAAUUACCGAUAAAUAUCCCAAAGCCAAGAAACAUUUUUUGGUAAUGCCAAGAAAAAGAAUUGAUGGUAUUGAAAAUUUGAAAAAAAGAGAUUUAGGAAUGAUGAAGAAAUUGAAAGAAAAAGGGCAAUGGGUUAUUGAGAGUAUGAAAGGAGAAAAUCCCAAACUUAAAUUUCGUAUGGGAUUUCACGCUUUACCUAGUAUGAAGCAAUUUCAUAUGCACGUAAUUUCUCAAGAUUUUAUUUCUCCAGCUUUGAAAAAUAAAAAGCAUUGGAAUUCAUUUACAACACCUUUCUUUAAGGAUUAUGAAGAAAUUGAAAAUAUGUUAAAAGAAAAAGAGGAAAUCAAGUUUGAUAAAAUUUAUUAUGAAACUUUAUUAAAAAAGCCAUUGAAUUGUCAUUUGUGUAAUAAGAAAGAUAUAAAAAAUAUUCCAACUUUAAAGAGACAUUUAGAAGACCAUUGGGAUGAUGAUAGUAGUGAGAAAAGUGAAUAA